This is a messenger RNA of Toxotes jaculatrix (banded archerfish), 5140 nucleotides long. Its product is annotated as tyrosine-protein phosphatase non-receptor type 14-like. Gene Ontology annotation, molecular function: protein tyrosine phosphatase activity. NCBI's taxonomy places the organism in Eukaryota, Metazoa, Chordata, Actinopteri, Toxotidae. Gene Ontology annotation, biological process: protein dephosphorylation; lymphangiogenesis. Bases 625 to 4491 code for a protein of 1288 amino acids. The transcript is spliced from 20 exons. The record is from RefSeq and is a predicted model, not a curated record. Gene Ontology annotation, cellular component: cytoskeleton.
CAAACAUACCAGGAGUCCCAGCGAGAGAAGAAGACCACGUCGCUGUUGUCCACGGCCAAGUUGUUAAACUUUAGUGACUGAUUCUUCUGUUUUUCUGCUCCUGAAAAACAGAUAAAAACCUGGCGCUGAAGCAGAUUCGGGACUGACUUUGCGACUGCAUUUGCGACUUUUUCCUUUUUUUGUUCUUCCUUUUUUUUGUUGUUCUAAAGUUUACUCUCAUAUGAUUCAAGAGACUCUCGAGAUUUCUGUUCUCCGUGCAGGAUUUUAAAGUUAGUGCAAAGACCGCAUGAGGAAUAUCUGUUUGCUGUGAGCUUCAACACCGUCGAGCGAAGAAGUUUUCUCCGGCGAGGAGCAGAAAACGGCAUGUAGCGCAGGAUCAAGGCACCCAUUCUUCCUCCUUCACCUCAUCGUCCUCCUCCUCCUCUCCGGGCAUCUUUGGGAAUGGGCCAGCGCCUUGCCAGGGUGCAUCUCUCCGCCCGGUGGUGUGGCUGGCGUCGUGCGAGAGUGAGGAGGGCAGCGGCCAGGUCAUAGAGCCUGCCCACCCCUCUCUCUCCGCUUGCUUGCUCCCAAGUGACUUUUGACCUUUUGACUCAGGCGUGACCCUGCCGUGACUUCCGGCCAGCCAUGCCCUUCCGGCUGAAGCUGCGGCGCACGCGGCGAUACAACGUCCUGAGCAAGAACUACUUUGUGACACGGAUUCGCCUGCUGGACAGCAAUGUGAUUGAAUGCACUCUGUCAGUGGAGAGUACGGGACAGGAAUGUCUGGAGGCGGUGGCCCAAAGGCUGGAGUUACGGGAGACCCAUUUCUUCGGGCUGUGGUUCCAUGGAAAGACCCAGGCCCCGGCACACCGCUGGGUAGAGCUGGAAAAACCCCUCAAGAAGCAGCUGGACAAGUUUGGCAAUGAGCCUCUGCUCUUCUUUGGAGUCAUGUUCUACGUGCCCAGUGUUUCCCGGCUGGAGCAAGAGGCCACAAGGUAUCAGUAUUACCUGCAGGUGAAGAAGGAGGUGCUGGAUGGACGUCUCCACUGCUCAGUAGAGCAGGGGAUCAGACUAGCAGGCCUAGCAGUACAAGCUGACUUUGGAGACUUCACUCAGUUCUUGUCUCAGGACUUCCUCAGGGAGUACGUGCUCUUCCCAGUGAACUGGCUUAAUGGAGAGGAGGUGCUGGAGGAGUGGACCCAGAAAGUCGCUGAGGAGCACAAGAGUCACUGUCGAAUGCAGGCCGCUGAAGCAGAGCUGCUGUACAUCAAGGAGGUGGAGAAACUGGAUGGUUUUGGCCAGGAGAGCUUUGCUGCUAAGGACAACUACACCAACGAUAUUUUCAUUGGUGUCUCCUUCAUCGGUGUGUUUGUCAAACACAGAAAUGGCAGAUCCAUCAUGCUCCACAAGUGGAAGGACAUUGGUACCAUAGCGCACAACAAGUCAGCCAUCACAGUGGAGAUAACAAGCAGAGACGACACCAUCGCUUUUCACAUGGAGGAUAUGGAAAUGGCCAAGUACAUCGCCCGUCUUUUCACGGCCAGACACAAAUUCUACAAACAAAACAAGAUCUGCGCAGAGCCCACUCACUCACCUGCACCAAUCAGGAGGAGGCCCACCUGGCCCCACCGCCUCUCUCUGUCACGUCCCCAGUCCUGUAACUUUCAGUCAAUGCAGUAUGGAGAGCAUUAUCAGGACACACAGAGCUCCCAAGACAGCAUCUUCCAUGAUGACCCCUACUACAAGUCAGAAACCAGUCUGGACCGCUGCCCGGUGGAAUUCCCUUUCAGAAAUGGUACUGUGCCCAAUGGCAGCAUGUACAGCAGCCCCAGCAUGAGCUCCCUCAAUCAUUCUCAGACAUUCGUCCCGCCUUCGCCCAUAUCCUCCAACCUCAGCAUCCCCGGCAGUGAGCUCAUGCGCCCUGACUACAUCCCUAGCCACCGUCACAGCGCCAUUAUUGCUCCGUCCUACCGGCCCACACCUGAGUACGAUGCUGUCAUGCGGCAGAAGCGGCGCAUGCUCCCCGCUCACCAUGAUCUCCACAGCCAAUCGCUGCGCAGUCUGAACAUCAGUAAUGCCUGUGCUUAUCGCCAGCCUGAAGCUUUGGUGUACAGCCAGCCAGAGAUGAGGGAGAGGGGCCCUUAUCAUGGACUGGGGCCCAGCCCUGGCCCUUACACGCCUCAGAUCAGCUACAGUAAGCCAGUGUCCCACAGCCCUCAUCAGGGAGGACCAGCCAGCAGCCAGGGCCCAUGUCAUUCACCCUGUGUAAAUGGUGGCGGUGGCAGCAGUGGAGGAGGAGGUGUAGGAAGCUCCAUCUCUCACACUGUCAGCACACCUGAGUUGGCGAAUACCAAACAGCAGGGGACCAAUGCGGGAAGCUACGCAGCUACAGCCAACAUGCUGAGAAACCACAUGCUGCGCCCUCCUCCACCUUACCCUUCCAGCUCCUUCCGCCCAGCCACCAGUACCCCUGACUUGGCCAGCCACCGUCACCGCUGCAUCGGGGGCAGCAGUCCCGAGCUGGUUACCCGCAUGGUGCAGCUGUCGGUUAAGACCUUCCAGCCGGACAGCUCAGCUGUUGUGCACCAGUCCCUGCAGGAAGUAAGUGAACCGUUAACUGCAGCUGCUAAGCACCGCUCCACUCUGGGCAAGAGACACAGUAUGGAGGUGAUCAGCAGCAUGAGAGGAGGAGGGUUGGAGGGCAUGGUGAUGAAGGGCAUGAAUGCUCCGCUUCAUCGGAGGAACACUCUCAGAGAGCAUGUGAUGCCGCCUCAGCCUCAGUCCAUUCCUCAGCCCCAAGCCCCUCAGUCACAACCGCCGCAGCCCCAGCCUCCACCUCAGCAGCCAAAGGAGUUGCCCAUGCAGGUGCCUGCCCAGAAAGCACCUGAGACUUCUGCAGCGCCACCUGCAGCGGUGGCCUACCAGCAUCAAAAGACUCUUUCUAAUGCUACCAUGCUCAUACACAGUAGUGAAAGUGAAGAAGAAGAGGAGGAGGAAGAGGAGAGACCUGAGCUGGAUGUUCAAAUCCCGGGUCUCAACGAGGACAUCAGCAUCAGCGCUCAGCUCCAGGCUGCUCUGGCAAAACUGCCCAAUAAACCACCUCCAGAGUACCCUGGUCCUCCUAGACCUCCCAGCAAUGCUCAGAUCCGCAACCACACCCACAAUCACAACCUCACUCAUCACCACAACCACAAUCAAGGACCACAGAGCAACCAGGGACCAAUGGACCCAAACCAAGCCCAGGGCCGAGCUCUCAAAACUGGGCAGAGCCAGGGUGGUGGCGGGCCUGGAGGAGGUUGUGGUGCAGGUGCUGGUGGGACGCUGACCCGAGGGGACCAGGGUGGGGUGAAUGGAGCAGUUUUGGGUCCAUCCAUCUCAGAACCGGACCUGACCAGUGUGAAGGAGAGGGUGAGGAAGGAGCCGGUCAAAGAGAGGCCUGUGUCAGAGAUGUUCUCUUUGGAAGACAGCAUAGUGGAGAGAGAAAUUGCUCAAAGGACGCUGGAAAGACAGAAGAUGUCUGUGGACUCCAUGAAGAGACCGCUGAUGAUGGCCGCCCUCAAUGGCCUCUACGUGGCCCGAGUGCCUGUCCCCAAGAGUUCGGCAGAGGAAGGCGCCAAGGCUUCUACUGACGAACGAUGUAAGACCUUGGAGUUGAAGCUGGAAGAGGAGCGGGUCUUCACUGAGUAUGAGCAGGUGCCCAAGAAGAGGGCAAAUUGUGUUCUCACCACAGCAACUCUGCCCGAAAACACAGAGCGCAACCGUUUCCGUGACGUUGUUCCUUACGAAGAGAACCGGGUCGAGCUUGUGCCCAACAAGGAGAACAACACAGGCUACAUUAAUGCCUCGCAUAUCAAGGUGAUGAUCAGGGGGGAGGAGUGGCACUACAUUGCCACCCAGGGCCCGCUAGCCAACACCUGUGCCGACUUCUGGCAGAUGGUCUGGGAGCAAGGGGUCAGCGUUAUCGCCAUGGUUACUGCAGAGGAGGAGGGUGGCCGGUCCAAGAGUCACCGCUACUGGCCUAAACUGGGUUCCAAACACAACUCGGCCACUCACGGCAAGUUCAAGGUGACCACCAAAUUCCGCACCGACUCAGGCUGCUACGCCACCACGGGGUUAAAGGUCAAACACCUGCUGUCUGGCCAGGAGAGGACGGUCUGGCACUUACAGUACACUGACUGGCCUGAGCAGGGCUGUCCUGAAUAUGUUGUGGGAUUCAUCUCCUACUUAGAGGAGAUCCAGUCUGUGAGGAGACACACUAACUCCAUGCUUGACACCUCAAAGAGCCUCAAUCCUCCUGUGGUGGUACACUGUAGCGCUGGGGUGGGUCGUACCGGCGUGGUCAUUCUCACUGAGCUCAUGAUCAGCUGCCUGGAGCACAAUGAGCCAAUGGAGGUUCCCACCAUGUUGUCUGAGCUGAGGCAGCAGAGGAUGCUAAUGGUGCAGACCAUCUCCCAGUACAAGUUUGUCUACCAGGUCCUCAUUCAGUUCCUCAAGAGUUCCCGCCUCAUCUGAGGGCAGGCUCAUGACCUUUGACCUUACACGACGUGGCAGAAUGGCAGCAGAUGGCGACAGAGGUACUUAAUCUAUGCUUGAGGACUGAUACAGCAGAUAUAACUGAUAGCGUCAGUUGGCAGCAGAUGCAUUUAGAAGCAACUCUGCUUUGAGUGGAGCUGAGUUUUCUGCGCUGCAGUUUAUGGUGAUGGAAAUUUAUAGAUGUGCAUACAAACUCACCUCAUGGGAGAAAAGGAUUUGUGUAGGCCUGUAUCAAAACCGAUAACAAUUUCUCCUAGUCAGUGUGUUCACACUUCAUUCUUUUAUUCCCUGGGAUUUAAUCUUAGACCUGAUCUUUGUGUGUGGAGAAUGCACGUUUGUGCGUUUUUUCCAUGCAGGUCAGGUGAAUAAGCAGCUUAUCUUUCCUGCAGGCAUGAAUGUGUAUGUCUGUCUACGUGCCCAGUGCACUCUUGAGAUUUCUUAAGAAAUGUUGUGAGAAAUCAAGUUUGGAUGGAUUGCCUGCCUGAUACUUUUCUCACUCAUUAUUUAGCCAUUAUUAGAAAUGGCAUUAUGCUGCAUGAACAGUAGGUGGCAGCAGUAUUAUUACUAAACUCUGUACUCUGAAAGAGUUUGCCAAACAAAAAUAUUCUUUCAAUCACUGAACUAAAAU